GCUGCUUUUUUUGCUUAAAAAAAAUCACCUUUAAAAACAUUCUCUCUCUCUUUAUUUUUUUGCUUAGCUUCACUCCACCUGAAGAUGUAAUGGUCAGUUUAUUGUUUUAAGCGCUUCCAAGCUCUGCUCAGGAUUCUGCUCUGAAAUCUAACAAGGACUCGAGGUAGCGGAUGGAGCACUUUCGGGCUUCACUGGAAUGUAUAAAUAUAGAAAGAGAGCUCUUCCAUCCCACCCCUCUCGCCUUGCAGAAAGCCCUCUUCCAAAAAAAAACCGGAGGAUGCGCGGCCUUUUUCCUGGUUUGCUUUGAAGAAGAGGAAACCUUCGCCUCGUUCCCACCGUGUCCUUCUGGGUCUUCUUCUCUCCUCCAGCGCUGUCCACCCCUCCCCUCAUUUACCUUUUUUUUUUAAUAAAAAAAUGAUAAUAAUAAUAGUAAUUGAGGCGAUUGAAGAGCUAUCCUGUCCAAACCAUCGGCAUCGCGGAAUGAAUGAGCAAAUCGAAUAAACCGUGCGCUCCAAAACGAGAUGGUAAGGGCAGAAACGGAUAGUCAGUUCCACAGUCCUUAGAGCUCUUUGGUUUAAUCUGCAGCCUUAUUGUGGUUUUGUUUCGUUUUUUUUAAAUCCCUGACAUUGACUUUUGACAUAUUUCACUGGAAUCGAGAGGGGGGGAAAUACUCGCCGGACCCCAUUUUAUUGGGGCUACGGAAAGAAAAAGCGUCAGCUGAUUCCAGUGUCAUUUGUGUGAAUGCUCUGGAUGUUGUUUUGUGACACCCUCCCCGCUUUUCUUUCCUCUUUUGAUCGGAACCUGUGUUUACAGUCCCAGGGUCUAAUGGAAAUCUGUAUCUCCUCUGAAUCGUCCGCUUCUGUCAAGACAACUGCGGGGAGAAAGUAGCGACCCACCAGCCUGCGUGCUCUUACUCUUCCCCUAGGAGCGAAGCUGCUGGAGAAAUUCCUUCGACACAAUGGAUGGAGGCAGGGACCGGCGGCCAAUUGUUCUCCAUACUGUACCCUCAGCUGAAACGGGGAGAGAAUUGCGGGGGGAAAGGAUGCCAGGUCGUGAUCGAGGGGGAGGAAACCCCAACCUUGCCGUCCUUUAAUUUUUUCUUAAGGAAGUGGUUAGUCCUCAGCACGGAGUUGGGUCCGGGUUUUGUUGGAGAUGGGGGGGCGGGGGGAGGGGGGAGGGGGGGAAAACAAACCCAAAUCAAAUAUAAGCAAAGACUCCCUUCCUUGGCAUCCCCUGGCCGGGUGGAACUUUUUGUGCUGCGGUGGAGAUGUUGGGGGCCCGCGGUGUCACAACUUUGGAGAUUAAUGGAUGACUUCGUUAAUGACUCAGGGCGUCCGAUAGAGGUGCGCCCGUGAUUUGUGAGGUGCAAGGCGCUUGCUUGACAGUCCCAAACAAUGAGAAGGGGGAGUGUGCGGAGGGGAGGCAAGCGGGGCAAAGGAGCCUCCCCGGCCAAGCUAAGCAUCAGAGGCAGCAGCAACAGCAGCAGCAGCUCAGACAACCCACCCGGGCAAACACACACACACACACACACACACACACACACACACACACACCCUCUCUCUCUCCCCCUCAGAUAUCAUUUCAGAUUAGGAGGCAAAAGGGGGAGAGCGAGCAAGAGAGCGCGCGGCGGAGAUACCCUUUCCCCCCUUUUAAAAAGUAUAAAUAAUGCCUUGCUGGCCCCCAAUGAGGCGUUCCUUCCCGACUUUUUUGGAUCAAUCAAACAGACAGUGGCUUCUUUUGAUUAAAGCCCAAAUUGUCAUUGGGCAGAGGCAAUCAUGUGACAGCCAAUUCGGUCCAAUUUCAACCUUGUCUCCAUGAAUUCAAUAGUUUAAUAGUAGCACGGUCCCCAUACGGCUGUAAUCAGUGAAUUAGAAAAAAAACACCCCACCAGCGAUCUUCUAUGAUAUUUUUUUUCCUUUUCUCUCUCUCUCCCUCUUCCUUUCUCUCUCUCCCUCUCUCUCGGUUUUUUUCCCCUCCCCCCCCUUUUCCUGGGCCUUGCUCCCCCCUCCCCCUCCCAGAAGCGCUAAAUAAGAGGGAACUUUUUCUCCAAGGGGGCUGCGAGUUGAAGGCCAUGAAUUUCGAAUUUGAGCGAGAGAUUGGUUUUAUCAAUAGUCAGCCAUCGCUCGCUGAGUGCCUGACAUCUUUUCCCCCUGUCGGUGAUACAUUUCAAAGUUCAUCAAUCAAGAACUCGACGCUUUCACACUCGACACUGAUUCCUCCUCCUUUUGAGCAGACCAUCCCCAGCCUGAACCCAGGCAGCCACCCUCGCCACAGCAGCAGCAGCCGCCCCAAGCACAGCCCCAAUGCCAGCAGCGGCAGCCCAGUGCCAGCCGGCGCCCUCCAGCCUCCGGAAUACCCCUGGAUGAAGGAGAAAAAAGCCUCCAAGAAAACUGUCCUGCCGCCUCCUUCGGCCUCCGCCACUGGACCAGCCUGCCUGAGCCACAAAGGUCAGUUCAAAGACUUUGCUGCACCUUCAGCCUUCCUGGGACUCAGAGAUCUCUCUCUCUAUCUCCAUAUAAUCUCCUUUUCUCCUCUCCCACUCCCUCUCGCUUGGAUGGGUGCCUCCCUAACUUACGGCACUCCAAUCCGGGUUCGCUGGAGGUCUGGUGGGGGAUCCACAGGCAGAUUCCUCAGAAACCAACCCCGCCGACACCCCCAAAUCCCCCCACCCCAAACAAAGUUUCUUCUUUUUUCCCUCCCCUAACUUGUUUAGCGUGGGGUGAUUUAUUUGAGUUGGAGGUGACCCUCCUCUUGUCUCGCUGUCCUAGAGUUGGGAUAUUUGACAGUAAUGAAGAGUGAUAGAUUGCUCUUGCUCAGCUAAGCAGCUGAUGCAUUAAUUAUAAAUUGUUGUAUGGCUAAUAUCAAAGUUUGCUCGGGUAUGGGCAGGUUGGGGAGAUGGAGGCAAAUCAAGUUCCUGGAGCUAAGCGAGGAGGGUGGGGGGAGAAGCAAAAGUGGGUCCAAGAGACCGGGCUCACAGGAGUGCAAACACAAUGGAUUUACUGCAUUCAUGGGCGGCCAUUUUGUUGCAGUUGAAAUUUUAAUGCUUUAAGAGAGAAAGAAAGAACCCCCCCCCCCCAGCUUCAACUAGCUCAUUUCCCCCCACCAGGCUUGGAUGUUCAAAAUCCUAAAAUAAGACAUUCUCCCUCCUCUCUCUCUCUCUCUCUUUCCCUCCCUUUCAUAUCUCUCUUUCUAAUGGUGAUUGUUGUUGUCUCCUUUGAAGCAGAAUCUCUGGAGAUUUCCGAAAAUGGGACCGGGGGCUCCAGGAGGCUGAGGACUGCUUAUACCAACACGCAGCUCUUGGAGCUGGAGAAGGAAUUCCAUUUCAACAAGUACCUCUGCAGACCGAGGCGGGUGGAGAUCGCCGCUCUCCUGGACCUGACCGAGAGGCAAGUCAAGGUGUGGUUUCAGAACAGGAGGAUGAAGCACAAGAGGCAGACCCAGUGCAAGGAGAACCAGAACAGCGAAGGGAAAUUCAAAGGCUUGGAGGAUCCCGAGAAAGCAGAAGACGACGAGGAGGAGGAGGAAGAGGAGGAAGAGGAGGAGAAAUCCCUCUUCGAGCAAGCCCUCAACAAUGUCUCAGGCGCGCUUUCGGAAAGGGAAGGCUAUACUUUUCAGCAGAAUGCACUAGCGCAACAGCAGGCUGUCACUGUCCACAAUGGAGAGUCCCAAAGUUUCCCAGUUUCGCCUUUAACGAGCAAUGAGAAAAAUCUGAAACAUUUUCAGCAUCAGUCACCCACUGUUCCCAACUGCCUGUCAACAAUGGCCCAGAACUGUGCAGCUGGCCUGAACAAUGACAGUCCUGAGGCCCUGGAGGUGCCUUCUUUACAGGACUUCAGCGUUUUCUCCGCAGAUUCCUGCCUACAGCUCUCCGACGCCGUCUCCCCCAGUCUGCCAGGGUCCCUCGACAGCCCUGUAGAUAUUUCAGCUGACAGCUUUGACUUUUUUACAGAUACACUUACCACAAUUGACUUGCAGCAUCUGAAUUACUGAGAAAUGACAGACAAACUUUUCUGAAAAGGGGUUUUCCCCCCCUCUCCUUUCCCUUUUUUGGGGGAGCGGGAGGGGGAGGGGGAUGACUUGAUUUAAUUUCUUUCCCUUUUCCUGGUUAUUUUUAUUUUUCCUUCUCGGUGUGUUGGAGAGCUUAUUUUGCCGUUUGCCUAUGACAUUUUUAGUUGUGUCGGGUUUUAAACCUAGUCCCAUUCUAGGUCCUUCUAUGAAAAGCAAUAUAUAAGGCCUGUAAGAAAGUGAUCAUAUCAAAAUUGUAUCUUCACUUUCUUUUUAUUUUUGUAUUACAUUAGGAUGCGUUGUCAUAAGUAUUUUUGGUAGAAUAAAUUCUUGUUUGCUAC
Molecule: messenger RNA, 4346 nt
Organism: Podarcis lilfordi (Lilford's wall lizard)
Lineage: Eukaryota; Metazoa; Chordata; Lepidosauria; Squamata; Lacertidae
Source: the annotation of a GenBank genome assembly